AUGGAUAAAAGACCAUACAAAAGGGCAUUGAAGCAGUUUGAUGUCAACGUUCAACGCAAGCGAAGUUUACGCAAUAAGAAGGACCUUAUGAACGAUACAUCUCCGCUUACCUCCUUUUAUGAAAACGACGAGAAGAACAAGGAAAAUAAGAACCCACUAGAAAAGAACAAGAUAUAUACAAAGAUAUUUGGAGAUUCUCCAACAAGCGAUGGUAACCUUACAGAUGAGCUAAACACUUGUUUAAAUGUAAAUCACAAUGACCACGGGAAAAGUAGCAAGAAAUUGACUAAAGAAUCACUAAUGGAACUACAACUUCUGCUUCGCGAGUUUGAAGUACAGCAGUUUUCAGGUUGUGACCAUAAGUUCUGCCAGGACGGUUUAUCAGUGGACAAUUUAUGCCAGUGUAGGACCAAUUUUUUAUUCGAGCUAGAAUGCUUUGAAAAUAGAGAUAUGAUUACCGAAGGAAACUUAAGGGUUCAAUGCUACUGCAAAAAUGUAUAUAAUGCUCUUGAUAGAAAUUGGCUAGUAUCUGCAUCUAAGGAUGUCACAGAACAGGAUCAAUGGGAAGGCUUGGAAUGGCUAUUACUUCCUAAAGAAAUUAUGAGACAGCCUAAGAAAGAGAAGAGCGUCGCUGAUGUAAGCAGCUCUGACAUGGAGCCUAAAAAAACGGGAAUACUUCCUGCAACUGUACUUCAGAUCAGAUCAACUAAUAGGGCUUUUGAGGAUUCAGUAGACCUGAGCGAAAUAUUUAAACAAUGGACAUCAUCAUCAUCUUCUUCGUCGUUAUCUAAUCUGGAUUUACCUAACGACAGUUUCGAACAUUGUCCUUCCGCAAAAGCAAAGUGCGCACUAAAGAAGCGUAUUUUGAGACCCUCUGAUAUAGUAUUUCCACACUGA
Molecule: messenger RNA, 897 nt
Organism: Eremothecium sinecaudum
Lineage: Eukaryota; Fungi; Ascomycota; Saccharomycetes; Saccharomycetales; Saccharomycetaceae
Gene: MAM1
Product: Mam1p
Exons: 1
Coding region: 1-897 (298 amino acids)
Source: RefSeq, a predicted model, not a curated record